Messenger RNA from Cuscuta europaea, 1786 nucleotides. Lineage: Eukaryota; Viridiplantae; Streptophyta; Magnoliopsida; Solanales; Convolvulaceae. The record is from the annotation of a GenBank genome assembly.
CCCAAAAAAAUGGAUUUGAAAAGGCCAUUUGGCUACUAGUUUCCUGGUUGAGCCGCAGUUCCAGUUUCUCUACGUGCACAGCAAAAAUUCCAAAAGCCAUGAGAUUAAUGGUCACCGCUUGAAGGUCGAGCUCAAAUCCCAAAGGCCAAGGAGCAUUCUCACAGUUGAAGGCAGAUUCACUUGCGAAAAGGAGACCGAGAAGGGGAAAUUCAUCUCCAUUGCUGCCCAUAUCUCUGAAUCCUUCCUUACCGAGGUAAUAUCUGCAUUAUUUUAGGUUUUUAGGAAUCAGUUCGAAAAUGAAUUUAGGAGACACCAACAAGGUAUGGGAGAUCAAAUCGCUGAAACGAAAGCCGAAAGAAGAAGAGGCCCGGAAGAUCCUAGAGCGGAUCGCCAAACAAGUUCAUCCUAUCAUGCGUAAACACGGUUGGAGAGUCAAACUCCUUUCGGAGUUCUGUCCGAAGAAUCCAUCACUUCUGGGAGUGAACGUAGGAGCCGGUGUUAAUGUAAAGCUUAGGCUUAGGAAGCCUAACAGGGAUGAAGAAUUUUUACCAUAUGAUAAUGUUUUGGACACCAUGCUUCAUGAGCUUUGCCACAAUUCUCAUGGUCCUCACAAUACCAGUUUCUACAAGCUCUGGGACCAACUCAGGAAGGAAUGCGAAGAUCUUAUGAGUAAGGGGAUAAGUGGGACAGGGGAAGGGUUUGAUCUUCCUGGAAAGCGUUUGGGGGGCUUCUUUCCCCAGCCUUCAUUGUCCUCUCUAAGGAAGGUUGCAGCUACUGCUGCAGAAAAGAGGGCACAACUUACAUCCCUGUUGCCACCUGGUCCUAAACGCCUUGGGGGUGAUAGAUCAAUCAUGGGCGCACUUUCACCCAUUCAAGCGGCUGCCAUGGCUGCUGAGAGGAGAUCUCAGGAUAAUAUUUGGUGUGCUUCAGAGUCUUCCAAUAUCCAUGAAGAAGAUGAUGAUGAUUCUGAUAUGUCAUUAAACCCUUUGAAUGUGGAGCCUAAUUGUGCGAAGCCAAAGCUUUCUAGCAGUGCUGAUAUAGAGGCUGUUGAUGCAGUAACCCGAAAAAGAAAUAGAGAGCCAGAAAGUGCUUUAUUUUCAAGUUCUUCGGAUGAUGGUACUGUGAUUAAUUCUAUCUCAGGGUCAAAGCCGCUUAGUGACAGGGACAAAUCUUGCAAGAAAGUCCAUGCAGAGGGAACUUCACUCCCUCAGCCACCAUGUGAUUGUAAAGGGUUAGAUUUUGUGGAUUUAACUGAUGAUAACUCUAGUGCAAAAGAACCCCAUGGCCAUGAGGUGGUGCACAGUUUGGAGAACUCAGUUGCUUGGAAAUGUUUAAUGUGCACCUUGUUGAAUCCGCAAUACGCUCCUAUAUGCGAGCUUUGUCAAACUCGAAGGCCUAAAGAUUCUAAUGGUAAGGAACAUGCAUGGACAUGCAAACUUUGUACACUAGAUAAUGCCAUAGAGGCAGACAACUGUGCCGCAUGUGGAGAGUGGAGAUUCUCUCGCGGCCCUCCUGUGGGGAUGCCAUCACCAGAUCUUGGUACUUGAAUUGACUUGGAAUGCAGCUUACACGAUAGAAUUAUCUUGGAAUGUAGCUAUUGAUUGAAUCAGCGGAACUAUGAUUCCUCUUUUGAUUGUACAUGAAAUUUUGCACCAAGUAAUGUAGUCAUGUACACUUAAUCUUCUAUGUAUGUCGUCUGAAGCUCUGAAUUAUCUUGAUUGUAAUUUUCUGGGUAUAUGCAUAGGUUAGGGAAUCUCGUGCCACACAUAAUUGUUGGGCUUACAAG